Molecule: messenger RNA, 1279 nt
Organism: Botrytis sinoallii
Lineage: Eukaryota; Fungi; Ascomycota; Leotiomycetes; Helotiales; Sclerotiniaceae
Exons: 4
Coding region: 1-330 (109 amino acids)
Cellular component (GO): mitochondrion
Source: RefSeq, a predicted model, not a curated record
AUGUCGGUCGCGAAGUCGAGAGUGCUGGAAUUGAUGAAGGUCCAAUGCCGGAUCUUCUCAACCACAUUCAAUCCUGAUAGACUUCGAACAGGAAACAAGAUUCUUCGACAAAGAUUAAAGGGACCGGCGUUGGCUGCAUACUACCCACGAAAGAUGGCUACAAUCAAGGAUCUGCAGAAAGCUUAUGACGAAUAUGACGUCGAGACCUAUGAUGAUGCUGAGGAAGAUAGAUUUGAACAUAUUACAAUUCUGAAAGCUAGAGGAAAGGGAGCACCAAAAAAGAAGAGGACGGCAGAAGAUUCCAAGAAGUUCAAGGGAAAGAAGAGGUAGAUGAGGAUAAGCGUUAUAUCCUGAACAAAACUUGUACAGCAUUUUACAACUGUAGCAUUACUGGCGUUUGGGCUCAGCUCUUGGGACGGGGCUUGGUGGAGGGUUUCCUGAACUAUUGCCAGGACCUUGAACGCAAAUUGCAGAAGCUCAGUCAAAUGAGAAAGAUUAUUAUGAAUCUGCAUACAUUGCUCCUGAAAGCAUUUAAAUCUCGGCUAGAAGUCACAAUACUGCAAGUGAUUGCAGCCUUGGAAUCAACUAGCUCCUUCCAUGGCUAUGAAGUAUUGAGAUUACGCCGAUUUCGACUUCAAAUCCCUCCCUGUCAGCUUAUGGCUUAGACUUUCAAGGCCAUGAUGAAAGUUUGAGCCAUAUAUGAUAUCUUUCUAUUCAACGUGGAAGUAUACAUAAUCAAAGAGGGUCAUAUGUGUUAAGUACUAUUCAUAUCUACCACCAUCUUUAGGCAUGAUCAGAGGACAUAACGAUCUGUCGUACUUUCUACAAUUCUAUACAAGUUGCUAUUUCCUUAUAUGACCAUCAUGGGCAGACGGUAUUCUCGCAACAAAUCUUGGUUUGAUACUUCAGCCCGAAAGGUAAUUUAGAUUCAUCGCCUGUAAACUUUGGAAGUAGUUAAGAUUCUUUCAGAGAAGUUAUUCAUGAGGGAAUUUGAGCGGUACUAGUACAGAAAUGAAGGGGCAAGAGCGACCAUGCUGGAACUUUGUAUUCAUCGAGCUUUCUGGAUUUUCUCUCUUGCAAUACUUGAAUUUCUUUCCUCUUUCAUAGAGCCUCUUACUCUACUUGCGUCUCAUAUUUAUUUGAUCGAUGAAAAAAUCUGCCCAUCCAAUCAUAAAAAGACUUUAGAGUUGAAAUAUGCGAGACGAUAGAGUGAGGUGAGUGUAAGAUUCUCUGAGUGAAUAUAAAGCUUGCCGAACACCCGCACAAAAUCACUUUCGAC